Molecule: messenger RNA, 1196 nt
Organism: Poecilia latipinna (sailfin molly)
Lineage: Eukaryota; Metazoa; Chordata; Actinopteri; Cyprinodontiformes; Poeciliidae
Product: plexin A3-like
Exons: 3
Coding region: 115-816 (233 amino acids)
Biological process (GO): regulation of cell migration; semaphorin-plexin signaling pathway
Cellular component (GO): plasma membrane; semaphorin receptor complex
Molecular function (GO): semaphorin receptor activity
Source: RefSeq, a predicted model, not a curated record
GUUUUCGGUGAUCGGCCCUCAUGGGUGAUCAGAAUCAGCAGGAAAAAACCUAAUCAGCACAUCUCUAAUUUCGACUUUUGAUGUCAAAUAUUUCAUCAUCGUUCUGACUCUUAAAUGAUACAUUGGUCCUUCCACCACCAGGGGACGCUGCAGAAGUUUGUGGACGACCUUUUUGAGACUGUGUUCAGCACGGCCCAUCGUGGCUCUGCACUGCCGUUGGCGAUUAAAUACAUGUUCGACUUUUUGGACGAGCAGGCCGACAAACGGUCAAUCACCGACCCAGAUGUCCGGCACACCUGGAAGAGCAACUGUCUUCCUCUCAGGUUCUGGGUCAACGUCAUUAAGAAUCCACAGUUCGUCUUCGACAUCCAUAAGAGCAGCAUCACAGACGCCUGCCUGUCGGUGGUGGCGCAGACCUUCAUGGACUCGUGCUCGACAUCCGAACAUCGGCUCGGCAAAGACUCACCGUCCAACAAGUUGCUCUAUGCUAAAGACAUCCCCAACUACAAAAGCUGGGUGGAGAGGUACUACAGGGACAUCUCCAAGAUGCCCAGCAUCAGCGACCAGGACAUGGACGCCUACCUGGUGGAGCAGUCCCGUCUGCAUGGCAACGAGUUCAACACACUGAGCGCGCUCAAUGAACUCUACUUCUACAUCAACAAGUACAAGGAAGAGGUGAGGCUGUUGUUUCCUUCUUCUGCAGUUCUUGGUUUCACAGCUUUUCCUGGGAAACUUCAGUUUGGUCCUCAUUCCAUGAUUGUACUUUCCAAAAAGAAAGAUGUAGAGGCUUUUGGUCUCCUGCCAAAACUUCCUUAAAGAGCCUGAUGUGUGACCUCCAGCUGAUCAGGAACGUGUGGAGCUCCUACUUGGGUUCACAGCCCAGGACUCCCUCCAGGCUUUUCCUGCUUCAUCCAGAGGAAAAGUCAGGCAGGACCAGAAGGACCAGUUUGGAUGUUUUUAUCUGUUCUGGUUCUGGAUGUUUUAGAAGCUGGGUUUCAACUAGUUUUCUAUUUUUGAAUGGAUAAGAGUGAAUAUUUUACUACCUAACGCUUGUUUUACAUGACUUUAUAUCUAAAUGAUGUCCACUGUUUUCUUCACUGGGCCUCAAAGCUCCAGUCAUCAGGAUUUUCAUGUCGCUUUAGAUGAGCCUUUUAAACCGGGUCAAACAGAACCAGAACUGACUCUGAUGCCUCCUG